Molecule: messenger RNA, 1817 nt
Organism: Plutella xylostella (diamondback moth)
Lineage: Eukaryota; Metazoa; Arthropoda; Insecta; Lepidoptera; Plutellidae
Gene: dib
Product: Cytochrome P450 302a1, mitochondrial
Molecular function (GO): heme binding; monooxygenase activity; iron ion binding
Source: RefSeq, a predicted model, not a curated record
CCUCAGUCGGGCUCACACUAUCACCACAGUUGAGCGCUAUUCUAACAAAAUGCAUAAGUCAGUGUUUAAAAUAAGAAAACGACAGUUAGUUUCUAUAAAUCUUCAAAAACGUAAUGAGAAUUCUUCCCGUGUUGGUGGUGGGUUGGACCCGAAGCUAAAUACGACGUGUAUGAGUUUCAAUGAAAUACCCGGACCCAAAAGCUAUCGUUUUGUGGGUAGUUUACACAAAUAUUUACCUGUCAUCGGGGACUACAGUGCAGAAGCGCUCGACAAGAAUGCGUGGUUGAACUGGCGGCGCUACGGCCCCCUCACCCGGGAGAGUCUCCAACCAGACCUGCAUCUGCUGCAUGUGGUGGACCCCCAGGACAUCGAGACUGUGUUCCGGCUCGAAGACAAGCUGCCUGAGAGACGCAGUCAUGUGGCCAUGAAGCAUUACAGGCUCAGCAAGCCAGCGGUCUAUAAUACUGGCGGGUUGCUUUCUACCAAUGGCACCGAGUGGUGGAGACUACGAAGCACGUUUCAAAAGAACUUCACGAGCCCCAAGAGUGUUAAAUCUCACAUCAGCACCACAGACGAGAUCGCACGACAAUUCGUCAAAUGGAUAAGAUGCCACAAUACAAACCCAUCACCAGAUUUCUUGCCAUUUUUGAACAGGUUCAACUUAGAAGUGAUCGGAGUAGUAGCGUUCAACGAGCGGUUCAACUGUUUCUCUGCUGAGGAGCAGUUGGAGGCUUCCUGCAGCAGCAGGAUCAUAGCUGCGGCCUUCGGCUCCAACAGUGGCAUCGUCAAACUUGACAAGGGCUUUCUGUGGAAGCUGGUCAAAACACCGCUGUACGCUCGACUUAUGUCCUCUCAGGAGUGUUUGGAAAAAAUAGCAGAAAAAAUAUUGUUGAAAAAUGUAACGUUCUUCGAAAAGGAGUCUACCGAUGCAUCCAACGUGUCACUGCUGCAAUCGUUCCUGCGACUGCCGAGUGUGGACCUGAAAGACAUCACCGGGAUGAUGGUGGACAUCCUCAUGGCUUCCAUUGAUACGACCGCCUAUUCAACCAGCUUCAUCCUCUACCACAUGGCACGCAAUCCUGGCUGUCAAGAAACACUAUACAAGGAGGUCAGCAACCUCCUUCCCAGCAAAGAGUCUGUAAUCACAAACGAGGUUCUGACGCAGGCGGUGUAUGCUAGGAGCUGUAUCAAAGAGGCUUUGAGGCUCAACCCAGUGUCUAUCGGAGUCGGAAGGGUGCUGCAAAAGGAUAUCGCGUUGAGAGGAUAUUUGGUGCCUAAAGGGACCGUCAUAGUAACUCAAAACAUGCUGGCAUGUCGCCUCCCGCAAUUCGUGAAGGAUCCCCUGCGCUUCAAGCCGGAGCGAUGGAUGAAGAACUCAGAGCAUCAUGAGGCUCUGCAUCCUUUUCUCAGUCUGCCAUUUGGCUUCGGACCUCGCUCCUGCAUUGCUAGGAGACUGGCUGAACAGACUAUGGCGAUAGCACUGAUUCGUAUUGUUCGCGAGUUCAAAUUAAGCUGGAGCGGUGGAGAAAUGGGGAUCAAGACUCACCUCAUCAAUAAACCUGAUCAACCAGUGCGGUUAUCACUCGAGCCAAGACUUUAGUGCAUUAUGUAUCAUACAUAAUUAUGUUACUUGUAAAUCCAUAGAUUUUUAUUUAUUUCGAAAUCAAUCGCGUAUUGUCCAUUACUUUCCCUAUUUUAGUUGUAAAAUGGGACAAAGUAUAUUUUUAAUUAUUAUCGUAAUAAUUUAAUAUGUAUCUAAUGCUUAUCAUUUAAUAAUGUUACCUACCUAUGUAUAAAUAAAAAACAUUGUAUACAAA